AAUUAGACACCAAGAGAAAGUGGCCAAUUCCCUUAUUGAAUACAACAGAAAAUAUUGUCCUAUUGCAUUACUUUUGGUUUCUGUUUUAAAUUUUUGGUAGGUUAUGCUAGUUAUAACCACCGGAGAAGUCGUUGGUGUGGGUGAGGUAGAAAUGACGCAGCAGAGAUGCUACGAAACUCUUGUAAUGCGCCUCAGUUUUUUUAUUUGCUUUUGCUUAUUUCUAUUCUCAAUUAUUAACUCUUUUUCAAUAAAAAAAUAUAUAUACACUAUCUUUGUCUAUUUUUAAUAAGCAAGAAGAUUCACUUCUGUUGCACGUCGACUAUAAGUAAUUAUUACGCACUAUAUUUUCACUUGCCGUUAGUAUGACUCAAAGGCCACAAGGAAAACUUUUAUCUUUAGAAAAGGAAGGAGGUUAUGUUUUGUUAAUAACUUUAUGCUAUUUGUAAGUUAACACGUGGUUUAGUUCGUGGAAUGAUGGAGGAAGGUAGGGUUAGCUUUGUUCCUUGCGUAAAGUGGGUUAAGAGGGGUGUUACGCGUCAAAACCCUUAUGUUGUGGAGCUAUCCGAGAAACAACUGGGCGAUAUUUUAGAUACUGCGAAGAGAGAAGUGAAGGCGGCAGAAGAUGAGGUGGCGGCUGGGAGCGGGUCGGACGAAUACAACAUGGAGAAGUACGACGAGGAGGGAUGCACGGAGGCGCUGUUCGGUGUGGCGAGCGCGGCGGUGUUUGCAAGCAACGCGCGGGACCCGCUCGUGACGGGCGGCGACUCGGACAGCGAGGCAGAGGACGACGCCAUCAAGCCCGAUGACAACCUGGUGGCGGUGGGACGCGUGGAUGAUGACGCUAGUGUGUUGGAGGUGUAUGUGUACAACCAUGACGAGGGCUCGCUGUAUGUGCACCACGACUUGCUGCUGCCGAGCAUCCCGCUGUGCCUGGAGUGGCUGGACAGGGGCAACAUGCUGGCCGUGGGAGGCAUGGACCACAUAAUCGCCGUGUGGGACCUGGAUGUGGUGAACUGCCUGGAGCCCGCACUUAAGCUUGGCCGCAAGAAGCGCCAACAGCGCAUGGGCCACAAGGAUGCAGUGCUGGAUGUAUCCUGGAAUCCAGUGCUGCCCCACCUGCUCGCCAGUGGCUCCGUGGACCGCACUGUGCUUUUGUGGGACUUGGAUACCGGCAUCGCCUCCUCUGCGCUACCCGUAUUUGGCGAGAAGGUGCAGGCUCUGCAGUGGAACCCCGCCGAGUCCUGCACGCUUCUCGUCGGCUCCUGCGACCACACACUGCAUCUCUUUGAAUGCCGGUCCAAUCGUUCCAAAACGUGGGCAGCGAGCGGAGAAGUGGAGAGGGUGGUGUGGGAUCAUUUCAAUCCCUUCUACUUCCUGGCGAGUACAGGCAACGGUAACAUUGAGUACUUCGACGUGAGGGCGGAUGGCCCCUUGUGGUGCGUGCCGGCCCACGAGAAGGAAGUUGCGGGCCUCGCCUUGAGCAGCAAGUGCCCUGGGCUACUAGUCUCUGCUGGCAGCGAGGGCGUUGCUAAAGUGUGGGACUUGAAAACUUCCAAGCCAGAAUUUGUCACUGAAAGAAAAAUGAAGCUAGGGUCUAUUCAGUGUUUGGACCCCAACCCUGAUCUCCCAUUCAUCAUGUGUGCGGGGGGUGACAAUAAGAAGAACAAUUUUAGAGUUUGGGAUGUUCUCGGUGUAAGCAGAGAGGCCAAAGAAGUGUUUUCAUCGCGUCCCUUGGUAACCUCAGGUCUUGAACCAAUGAAAACCAGUGAUACUAUGCAGGCAUUUGAGUUCUUGCACCUUGGUCAGUCCACCAGCACUGAUGUUUCUCCUGAGAGAACUAAUUAGGUGGUGGUCAUACUUAUUAUAAGUACCUAUGUAAACUGUGAGCUGCAAGCUAUUAUUGGACCUGCUAUUCCUUCACUCUUAUGGUAGCCAGCACAUUAACAGAUGUUUCCUUCAAACAAUAAGUCCUAAUUGUUGAAUAUAGUUGCUUUUAAAAAAAAAGAAGAAAUAAA
This is a messenger RNA of Bacillus rossius redtenbacheri, 2015 nucleotides long. It is a transcript of the gene nclb, whose product is annotated as periodic tryptophan protein 1 homolog. Bases 472 to 1845 code for a protein of 457 amino acids. Gene Ontology annotation, cellular component: nucleus. The transcript has a single exon. The record is from RefSeq and is a predicted model, not a curated record. NCBI's taxonomy places the organism in Eukaryota, Metazoa, Arthropoda, Insecta, Phasmatodea, Bacillidae. Gene Ontology annotation, biological process: rRNA processing. Gene Ontology annotation, molecular function: protein binding.